Messenger RNA from Thalassophryne amazonica, 1197 nucleotides. It is a transcript of the gene fam162a, whose product is annotated as family with sequence similarity 162 member A. Gene Ontology annotation, cellular component: mitochondrion. Gene Ontology annotation, biological process: neuron apoptotic process; cellular response to hypoxia; positive regulation of release of cytochrome c from mitochondria. The transcript has 5 exons. Bases 114 to 596 code for a protein of 160 amino acids. The record is from RefSeq and is a predicted model, not a curated record. NCBI's taxonomy places the organism in Eukaryota, Metazoa, Chordata, Actinopteri, Batrachoidiformes, Batrachoididae.
UCGAGGUCCUGUUGGUUUUGCGUAAGCUGCUUGACUUUGAGCGUUACUUGUUUUCUUUUCCUUCUGUGUUUCAAGUUUUAUGACAGAAACGUUUCUCUUAAAUUAUCUAAAACAUGAACUUCGCCAGAUCUGGCCUUGCUGUCGGCAACCUCGUGGCUCAGAGAUGCAGACAAAUCACAGAGAUGGGGUUCUACAGAGGGAUGUGCAAGAAACCAACAGAGACGAAGGCAGACACUCAGCCUGCAGUGCCACCACAUGAGCCUCAUCAUACCUUCAAACUCGCAACCUUCAGGCCGUCAAACAUGGACAGGAAGUUUUUGAUCUGGACAGGACGCUUUAAGACACCAGACCAGAUACCAGAGUUUGUGUCGUAUGAAAUGAUUGAGGUCGCAAGAAACAGAAUGAGAAUCAAAUUCUGUUACGCAAUGAUAGCGGCCACGCUCGCUGGCUGUGCGGCGAUGAUCUACCUUGGCAAACAGGCCGCACACAGGAAUGAGUCACUGGCUGCCUACAACUUGGAGAAGCAAGCCAGAUGGAGGGAGGAAGCCAAAAGAGAGAGAGAAUUGAACGCUGACGUGUCACAGAAGGCUCAGUGAUUCAAAGGACGACUGUCCAUCCCAACACACAAACCCCACAAAUGUGGCCAAUUGUAUGUUUCACAGCAUUAGAGUGGCGCACUGUGGACAUUACAAGUAUCAGGUACACUACUGUUGGAGUCACUGCUGAUGAAUAAAAAUAAUAAAAACAUGUAAUUAUAAUUAGGGAUUUAUUAUUAUAACAGGGUGAGUUACAAUAUUACAGAGUAUUUUAAUUCCAUGCUGAAUACCUUCCUACUCUACAGCUCUGCUUAACAAUUUAAGUGUAAUUCAUAAUCAACUGAAUGUGGUUUAAUAACUUCUUUGGUCCACAAAUAAAGGUUUAUGACACACCUGAGAUGUAAUCGCUGAAGAUUUGGUUGUGUUUCGGGUUGCAUGACCUGCAGAGUUUAGAGAGAUCACAUUGUGCAAAAGCAGUUUUGAUGCGUCUUUAGUACAGCUACAUGUUAAGUAGCUUCAAAAGCUGUUUCAGUGCAUGUAGAAACUCAACUGCUUUCAGCUAAUAAGCCUGGACUGGCUUUUGUGACGUAACAGAAAUCCAUAGAGGCCUGCUGGUUGUGAGAAUCACCAGCUGAGUUUGACAGCCACACAAUGUGCCACA